CUUCAUAAUUCUAUCAGUGAGCACGUUUCUUUAACCGUCGAUCUCUUCGUCCGUCCCAUUUUAAUCUGAAAAAAAAUCGCAAAAAGAAAGAGAAGUGAGAUAAGAAAAUUCUCACGAUUAUAAAGUCAUCUACGGAAUACUGAUCGCACCAGUGUUAAACGAGAGAGGAAAAAGAAAGAUAGAACAAGUGCAACAAACUGAAUACAUAUAUGUAUAUAUAUAUAUCAUAAGGAAUAUUGCAGAUAUAAAUGCUAUAAUGUUGGUGCCGUUGGCCGUGGUACUUUUUGCAGCGUUGGUGUACGCCCAACCAGCUAUAAAUGAAAUUCGGCCACAAAGCAACAGGCCAGGAAGAUUCCUGUCUCUUCCUAUACCUCAAAAAUGUGCAAACCGACCGAAAGAAUUCAAUUAUAGAGGACACAACUAUUUCUACAGCGGACAUAUUCCCGCUCACGCAAAUCAAAGGGUGGAUUGGUUGGAUGCUAGAAACAUUUGCAGAGAAUAUUGUAUGGAUCUUGUUUCAAUGGAAACGCAAGAUGAAAAUAAUUUAAUCUUCAGACUCAUUCAACAAAAUGAUGUUCCUUAUAUUUGGACUUCUGGACGUCUUUGUGAUUUCAAAGGUUGUGAAAAUCGUCGUGACCUCGAACCUAAAGCUCUUUACGGAUGGUUCUGGUCGGCCAACAGAAAGAAAAUGUCACCAACAAAUCAAAUCCCUGAAGGUUGGUCCUUCAAUCCAUGGUCUCAAACUGGACACAAGAAAGUUAGACAACCUGAUAACGCUGAAUUUGAUAUAAAUGGCACCAGCGAAUCUUGCAUGUCUAUUCUUAACAAUGUUUAUAAAGAUGGAAUCAGUUGGCAUGAUGUGGCUUGCUAUCACCAGAAACCAUUUGUUUGUGAAGAUUCCGAAGAACUUUUGAACUACGUGGCCAGCACUAAUCCCAACAUUCGCCUUUAAAGGCUUCGUGAAUAAAUAAUCUACGUCAUUAGCACCUGUUUUACCCGUUUCUCUUGUAGUUUAGACGAGACACGAAUUAAAAACAGACAGAAAACAAAAAACGAUCGUCAAAUAUUUUCUAAUUAAAUUAACUGUCUGUUUAAUUUUAAAAUAUUGUUUCUGUCAUAUUAACAUAUUUACAUAUUAAAAGUUUAAAUUGAAUUUUAAAUAUUUAGAUUUACUAAAUGUAAAAUAAAAUAUGACAAAAUAAUAAUAAAAAUAAUUAAUUAUAUAUAUAUAGUUAUUAAAAUACACAGUACUUAUAAUUGAAUAUAUAAAAGAAAUAAGUUUGCUUUACUGAUAUAAAGACAAUAUUUAUUAUUUACAGAUUAAAUUACAAAAUUUUGUAUAAAAAAAUUUGUAUGAACUUCAAUAUUAUUGAAAAACUAUAAUUAUAAUUUUUCAAAAGCAUUUAAUUAUUUUUUUAUUACAAUACAAAUAUUACAAUUAUUAUACAUACAUGUUAUACAUGUAUUAAAAAUAUUUGUUGAGCAAUCAUAAAUAGCAUUGGAAUGUGUCUCGUCGCUGUACUCUUCCUGCACUCAUUUUUCAAAGAAAUUCAAUAAUCUUUAUACGUUAUAUUCAAUUCGUAAUUAUGCUAUCAAUCAAUAAUAAUAUAAAGAUAUUUAUUAAUAGAUAUUUGGCAGACUCUGUACAUUUAUGAAUAAACUUUAAUUAUAGGUAUUUAAAAAA
Messenger RNA from Apis cerana (Asiatic honeybee), 1684 nucleotides. RefSeq names its product C-type lectin domain-containing protein slf (gene slf). Lineage: Eukaryota; Metazoa; Arthropoda; Insecta; Hymenoptera; Apidae. The record is from RefSeq and is a predicted model, not a curated record.